Aspergillus udagawae is the source of this 2130-nucleotide messenger RNA. RefSeq lists its product as uncharacterized. Lineage: Eukaryota; Fungi; Ascomycota; Eurotiomycetes; Eurotiales; Aspergillaceae. The record is from RefSeq and is a predicted model, not a curated record. The transcript has 7 exons. Gene Ontology annotation, molecular function: chitinase activity. Gene Ontology annotation, cellular component: extracellular region. Bases 1 to 2130 code for a protein of 709 amino acids. Gene Ontology annotation, biological process: carbohydrate metabolic process.
AUGGCCUCAAUCCGAAUUGGCUACGUGCCAGAGCACUACCUCGCUCCUCUCCACCUGGCUCUUCGCUCGCCAGCCGCCUCCUCUCUUCCAUUCAAGAUCACGUUGAUUCCGUUCCCUUCAGGAACGGGGCACAUGAUCACGUCUCUUCGGGAGAAGGAAAUCGAUGUCGCAAUUGGGCUGACCGAGGGGUGGAUUGCUGGAUUGGCUGGUAAGCAGCAGGCUCAGAAGGAUGCUGCCUCGGGGGGUUACAAGGUGGUUGGCCAUUGGGUUGAUACACCGCUGCGGUGGGCGAUUGUCACCGGACGGGAAAGAGAGGAGCUUCACACUGUGGCCGAUCUGAAGGAUAAGAGAGUUGGUGUCAGUCGCCUCGGAAGUGGCUCCCAUAUCAUGUCCUUUGUGCUGGCGCAGAAGCAAGGCUGGAAGCCCGACUCAUUGACACCGGCUGUCCUCGGUCCCUUCCAGGCUUUGCGAAAUGGGGUCACGGGGUACGAUGCCUCGCACCCCGAUCGGUCCACGCCCUCGGCUGAGUUCUUCAUGUGGGAACAUUUUACCACGAAACCGUACUUCCACGCGGACUCGGACAAGCCUCACCCGCCACUGAAGAAGAUCGGUGAGAUCUUCACCCCAUGGCCAUCCUGGCUUAUUGCCGCAUCCACCUCAGCCUUCCCUGACCCCGAACAUGACGAGAGACUCCUGCAACUGUUCCAUGUGCUGGACCAAGGUAUCAAGGAUUUCCAAGCCGACCACGAUAAUGUCGUGAGGCUUCUGGGUACGGGAGAAUUGGGAUGCACGUACGUUGAGGAAGAUGCAAAGGAGUGGCUGAAGGAUGUGAGAUUUACCAGCAGUACAAGGGGCGUGGACCGAAAGGUUGUGGACGGGGUUGUGGACGUCCUCAAGGUCGCUGGGGUCAUUGACCCCGGGAUGUCGAACGAUGAAGCCGCCGAGAGGGUGAUUGGCAUUCCUCGGCAAGUCAUUUCAUUCUUUGACUGGGAAUACGUCAAUCCGCCUGUCUUUUUCCCCAUGUCUUUUCUUGCACAGCUUCUUGCCUUGACGGCAGCGGCAACUUCUCUGGAAGGAGUGUAUGCCAAACUCGAUCUCUCGUCUUCCUCCAACGUCGCAGUAUACUGGGGUCAGAAUUCUUUCCGGGGAACCGGAGAUUUGGCGCAGCAGCGUCUUUCCUACUACUGUGAUGGUGAGUCAAUCAUGUCUAAAUACUUCCAGGCUAAUAUGUUGAUGGAAACCUCACUAGACCCUAAGAUUGAUGUGUUUGAACUCGCGUUUCUCAUGAGAAUCAACGGCCAGGGUGGCGUUCCUGAAAUCGACUUUUCCAAUGCGAACGACAAUUGUACAGUUUUCAACGAUACCAACCUUCGCAAAUGCCCUCAGAUUGGGGAGGAUAUUACGACGUGUCAGAAGAAAGGAAAGACCAUUCUGCUUUCUAUUGGCGGGGCCACAUACAGUGAAGGAGGCUUCAGUUCAGAAUCCGCUGCGAAGGCUGGUGCCGAGUUGGUCUGGCAGACCUUUGGACCUCCCUCCCUCAACGCGACGGCCCGUCGGCCGUUCGGGAAUGCGACGGUAGACGGGUUUGACUUUGAUUUCGAGGCCACCGUCAGUAAUGUUGCUCCGUUCGCGAACAGGCUUCGCGAAUUGAUGGAUGCCGAUCAUAGCAAACAAUAUUUCUUGACGGCUGCACCUCAAUGCCCGUACCCCGACGCCGCCGAUAAGGAUAUACUCAAUGGACCGGUGUCCAUUGACGCUGUGUUCGUCCAGUUCUACAACAACUGGUGUGGAUUGAAUUCGUUUGAGGCCGGAGCAAGCAAGCAGAGCAGCUUCGAUUUUGACGCCUGGGACAACUGGGCCAAGACGGUCUCUCAGAACAAGAAGGCCCAGGUAUUCCUGGGUGUGCCCGCGAACACUGGGGCAGCAGGCUCAGGCUACGUGCCCGUGGAGACUCUGAAGUCGAUCAUCGAAUACAGCAAGACUUUUAGCAGUUUUGGCGGCGUGAUGAUGUGGGACGUCACCCAGGCCUACGGCAAUAAGGGCUUCCUCGACGGCGUCGCCCAAGCGCUGGGCAAGACUGCGUCCCGCAUUCGCCGUUCGUACAGCUACCGACCUUACGGCUGGUUCUGA